AUGGCGCCCUACAGCCAAUGCCUGACGACCGCGCUCCUUCUGAGCACGCUGAACCUCACGUCUGUGCCUAUCCCAAGCUUCAACGAGAGCCUCUUGGGGGCUCAUGCUUUUAAUCUCACGUGCUUCGAUGUGUACCUCAGGGGUCUCGGCACCAACUGGACGGGCACCACAUCGUACCUUGGCACCACUGAGGGCGGCACCUUCAGCUGCCGCACAAAUUUGACGGCGCUCUCCUACGCGGGUACCGUGCUGGCCGACGUGGCGGUGUACCCAAGUAAGGUGGAGCUCACACGCACAGUGGAAGACCCCAUGUCGGAGUUUACCUGCAUCACGAAUGCCUCCUCAGUAACGGCGUGCAACGUGAACAUAUCUCUAUUGAGUCUCCGCGCCGAUCCUCCCAGCGGCCUGAUCGACCUUCUCUUGCGAGAAGCGCAAACGUACAUGAAGAGCCAUUUGACGGAUUACGUGUGCAAGGUAAUGGUGCCUCGACUGCAGUCCAGCAUCCUCAAUCAAACCUACCCCUAUACCCCCGAACCAAGACCAGAAAAUCGCACGGCUAUUGCCGUCACCGACUCACCAUUCAUGCGCGCUGUGAUGAACAUCUUAAAUCGAGUGGAUGUCGCGGGCUUGCAGUUCUUUGUGAGGUCUCAACAGAGUCGCAUCAAUGUUGUGAUUUAUCACCCUGGCGGCACGAACAUUGGAUACGCGGGCAAUUUUGUGCCUUCUCCACUUGGUGAGUCUGCACUCGACUGGGGCCAACGGCUGGUAGACGCAUAUAUUCUGGGCGAUGCGCCUCACCCAUUCCCCCUAUACGGACUGCCGGGAAUGAUCGGAGACGCCUUGGUGCAGCUGAACACUUCCAAAACUCUCUUCGCAUCGCUUGAUGUGGACUUCAGCAUCGCGGCGUCUGCCAACAACUGGGUUACCAUCUACCUCACUCCUGGCGUGUCUAUUGCAAACCUGCAGAUCCAGGCGCCUGGCGACGGGCUCGGCUCACUUUUGACGCACGAACUCUCCCCAGUGUUGGAGAACGUCAUCAACGCAAAGCUCGCCAGAGUCCUCGCUGCGUUCGCCGGGAAUGUGAGCUCUGGUGUGAGCAACAGCAACACCACUAACAACACAGUGACCUUUUUCUUUGGUGAAGGUACUCACGUGCGAGACUCACCGCUCAUGGUCCCUUUGAUUUGUGUCGGUGCUGUUGGAGCGCUUGUUGGUGGGUUGCUUGUGUAUCGCAACGUGCGGCAGCACCGAAAUAAGCCUGUGCUGAGCAGUGCCACUGGUACCCCGCUGUCAACGUUUCGAAUCGUGGCCGAGGACGUCUUCCUUGUUGGUGGCGUUCUCCUCUGUGUGCUGCUUUUCACCGCAAGCAACACGAUGACGGGUGCCACGGUGGUUCUCGGUAGCGAAAUGCGCACGUACGCCUUCUCCCUGUCGAACACCAUCACUGACCUGUGGCAAGCAGGUCUCAUACCGCUCUCCAUCUGCGUGCUCGUCUUCAGUGGCGUUUACCCCUAUGUGAAGAUGCUGAGCAUCGUUGGCUUCACCGUGUGGGCUCACCGUCCCACCAGUCGCAUCCUCAGGCUGAUCGACUGUCUCGGUAAGCUCUCCCUCAUCGACACCUUCGCGCUCAUGGUGAUGGUGUCGGGUCUGGACAUUCCUAACAUCGCGGAUGUGCGGAUUCACCUGUCUUUCUACUUAUUUAUGUAUGCCACGCUCCUCUCCAUUGCGAUCGGAAACUACGCUGCGCUGCUGUGGCGAGCUGGAACGACGCUGCGGAAUGAGGGUAUUUCAGUGGCGAAUACGAGCAGCAACUCCACUUUCGCCGAGGAUGCGGAACCCAUGGCAGUCUCUUCGGUAGUCCAAUCGAGGCAAGACAUGAUACCGAUUGAUCACACCAUGUCCCCAGUCGAUGACGCUAUGCAACUUCGAUCUGGUGAGAAUAGCGUCUCUCGGAGAAGGCAAGUUGCCCGGUAUUUCUUUUGCAUUCCAUCGUUGUUUAUGUUUGCUUGCAGCAUCCCUGUCUGGGUGUUGCCGUCUUUCCGUUACCAAAUCGGAGGCUUCGCUCGGCUGUUGACGCCUGUCAGCAAAUCGCUUUCCCUCUGGAUCCUGAGCUCACUGGGCAACCGAAGUGAUGCAUACGACAUUUUAUUGGUCGCUUUCUUCACCAUCCUCAUUGCGCCGUGCCUUUACGUGGCCCUCUACCCUAAGUGUCGCUUCCUUGCCUCAUGGUGCGGGGCAGACGUUCUCGUACUCGCCUGCGUCAUUGGACUCAUGCAGCUGCAGCAGUUCGUUCGGUUUGUCCUCGGCGAAGAGGUUGGCAUCUUCUACACAGCCCACGCCUCUUUGCUGUGGCCCAUGUUCCUCUUGUCUGCUGCUUCUGUGCUUGUUUGGGUUUACAUCGUCCGUGAUAUCCUCCACGUUUCCUCGACACACAAGAGCUUGCGAACGAUACCAUCUCCCGCGUAG
Messenger RNA from Leishmania braziliensis MHOM/BR/75/M2904, 2466 nucleotides. RefSeq lists its product as hypothetical. The transcript has a single exon. The coding region runs from base 1 to 2466 and encodes 821 amino acids. Lineage: Eukaryota; Euglenozoa; Kinetoplastea; Trypanosomatida; Trypanosomatidae. The record is from RefSeq and is a predicted model, not a curated record.